Gordionus sp. m RMFG-2023 is the source of this 567-nucleotide messenger RNA. RefSeq lists its product as uncharacterized. The transcript has 4 exons. Gene Ontology annotation, biological process: chromatin remodeling. The coding region runs from base 1 to 567 and encodes 188 amino acids. Lineage: Eukaryota; Metazoa; Nematomorpha; Gordioida; Chordodea; Parachordodidae. The record is from RefSeq and is a predicted model, not a curated record. Gene Ontology annotation, cellular component: nucleus.
AUGAUUGGAGAUGGGUAUAAAUUGUACUAUAAUGGAAUUGUUAGCAAUAGGAACGGUGUCGGCAUCAUCCUCAGUCAAGAUCUAACCUCCUCAGUAGUAGAAGUCAACAGGAUCUCUGAUAGCCUAAUGAGCAUAAAACUCUGGAUUAAUCAAUCAAUACUAAACAUCCUAUCAGUAUAUGCUCCUCAAACGGGUUGCAAGGAAGAAGAAAAAGAUGACCUUAGAGCUAUCCUUGAUGAAGCUUGGUACAAGGAAAACACAGAUAAAUUACAUGCUAAUCUCUCGCAGAAGAUUAAAAGAUAUAAAACUGGAACCAUGCAUCAAAUGGGGCAAAUUAAAAACAAUGACAGAAUCAAUGCAAACAUUGAAACAUUAGAUUCCUCAAAAGUCAGUGAAAAAAUAUUACAAGACAAAUUACAAAAAUCCAGAAUAGCUACAAAGGCUGUGGCUAGAGCCAAAUCUAUGGCAUACGAUGACAUGUCUAAAGAACUACAUACCAAAGAAGGGCAAAAUAAAAUAUACAGAUUAGCCAAACAGCGAGAAAAGAACUCUAGGGAUAUAAACUGA